This is a messenger RNA of Cylindrotheca closterium, 1782 nucleotides long. The record is from the annotation of a GenBank genome assembly. NCBI's taxonomy places the organism in Eukaryota, Bacillariophyta, Bacillariophyceae, Bacillariales, Bacillariaceae.
AUGAAGGUUGCCUUAACUUUUCUCCUUGCCACACUUGCCGCAGUUGUUUCUGCUGAACACUUGGGCAACCCUGCUGACGAGUACAAGAGCGAAAAUGGAUUGCUCGAAGUUACCCUAACUGUUGGGAUGGUAGAAUCAUUGAACGGCACUCGAGUCGCACCUGGCUACAAUGGAAAGCCCAUGGGUCCCACGUUGCGUGUUAGUCCAGGAGAUACAUUGCGUGUGACUUUGGUUAACGGUCUUGAAACGACUGCGACCGACCGACAGCUCUACGAGUAUGUCAUGGAUGAGGAAUCGGACUAUGUCAAUAAGACCAUCGUUUACAACAGGCUUUCCGCCAUUGGCAAUGUCUACUCACCUGAGUACGGCUUUUGGGGUUUGGGCUAUAGCAAUUUGCAUUUUCAUGGUCUUGAAAAUCCUCCCCACAAGGAGGAACUACUGACAUAUGUUGGUCAAGACGAAACCAAAGUCUACGAAGUGAAGAUUCCAGAUGACCAAGAACCAGGCUUGUUCUGGUACCACAACCAUGUCCAUGGAGCAACAGUGUACGCUUAUCUAUCGAGCUUGAUGGGGGCAAUCAUCAUCGAAGGCACCGACAGUGAUAUCACCAAGGCUCCCGGAAUUGAAAAUGCCACUGAAGUAGUGAUGCUAUUUUCGGAAUACUUGCAAAGUCCCGAAGGCAACUUUCCAAUGCCAAUUUUUCCGAUUGUAAUGUCAUUCGGUUGGGAAACUAUCACAAACGGAUACCUUGCAGCCGAGACAAACUACGAAUUCACUGAAGGCGAAACUGUGCUCUUCCGGACCAUUUCUGCAAAUGUUGAUCCAGAUCACAAUUUUGUGGUUCCUGGAAUGACCUUCUAUAUAGUUGCGGUUGAUGGUCUACCACUACCAGAGCCAAUUCCAACAGAUGUUGUCAAGAUCCCUUCUGGAGGUCGCGUCGAAUUCAUUGGGCGAUUUGAACAAGCUGGAACUUACAACAUGACUCGUGAGGCAUGGGGUAGUCAUAUCAUCCCCAACGCUGAAGCCUGCCAAGCUGCUUUUGGAAUCCCAGCAUACCCUUGCAUUUCCCAUGACGUUGAUAAGCCAAUCGGAACAAUCACGGUUGCGCCUGCUUCCGAGCCGCUUGAUGCUCUUCCUCCUCUAGCUGAUAGCAUCGAGUUGCCUGAAUAUUCUGAUCGCCUCAAGUGCUUGGGCGAAAGGCCCAUCGCUGCCAACAAGAAUGUUACGUUCGAGCAGAAGCAGGGCUGGCCCCUCUUUCAAAUCGAAUAUGAUGGAGAUUUUGUUCCUCCUGGUGUAGCAUUCGGAGUUGAUGGCGCACUCGGAACUCCUAAUCGCGUUUCUGGAACAAUCAUGGCCGAUUCAUGCGAAGAAUGGCAUGUCGAAUUUGUACCGCCUAUUGGACACCCCUUCCAUUCUCAUGCUGGAAAGUUUUACCUCCUUGCUGAAGGCGGGGUUGCAGUCGAAGACGUUGUCUGGCGCGAUACUUACUCUACUUUUGCCCCCAGCAUUGAUGUCAAAAUCUGCUGGGACAGAGUUGGAGUAGAGGAUGUGGUCAUGGUGCACUGUCACGCAGCCACUCAUCUGGAUACCGGUAUGCUCACGAACAUGAACGUGUCCAGUAAUCCAGAUGGUGACACGUGCGGAGUACCUUCCUCUACUGCGACAGGCGACGAUUCUGUCCCUUCGAACCCUGAAACUUCGAACUCGUUCCGAAAUGAUAUUGUCAGUGUUGCUGCUGGUAUCCUUGUCGCAACAUCCUUCGCCCUCAUGACUUCCAUCUAG